CCGACUCCGUCCAGGACGCGGUCCAGGAACACAGAUGAAGAAAGAGGAGGCCAGGGUCUUCUAGACCUGAGGAAGGAAGGGCUGGGGGCCUGCACUCCUAGGUCUGAGGGAGGAGGGGGCUCGGGGCCGGGCUCUUUGGUCUCGAGGAGGUGGAUGCUGCGACCAGAGACAAGCGCGGUUGAAGCAACUAUAAUGGCCAGAACUCAACCCCCGAACGCUUUCACGUGACUCAACACUAUCCGCGCGACCUGGCCCCGCAAGCCACGCCCAGCAAGCCACGCCCCGGCCCGCACGCCCCGCACGCCCCUUCCCAACAAAGUCCCGCCCACCUCCUCCCAGACCCUUCCCCUCUCUCUGCGCGCUGGAGAAAUCGAGGCGAAGGUGCUAGAAAAGACUUGAAACACCCCGGUAAAGAUGGAACAGCAAAAGGAAGAGACUGGGCCUCAGGGGAACAAUCUGCCCUCCCCCGGGGCUGGGUCGUGGCCGCCUCCAGCUUUCCCAGCUCUGCCCUCUUCUUUCCUGGGCACCCCAGAUCCAGCCCAUCUGGGGCUCCCCGAGAGCCUGGCCUCUGUGACCGUCCCCGUCCGCCUGGAUGCCCUCUCCUACCUCCUCCACAGCGCCCUGAUGGGGGCCUACUCGCUGCAGCAGUCCUUGCCCUCCUGCCCCUGUGUCCCCCGGGCAUGCGGCACCCAGCCAGGCACUGCCAAGAGGCCACCCAAGGGACGCGGGGGCUGGGACGUCCCGCGCAGGCCAGGCCGGGGCCACCGGAGAUGGGGACUUGGGAGGGCUGAACAGGCAGAGAGGGGCUGGGCCAGGGGCCGUGGGGCUGGCCCCCAGACCCCGCCGGUGACGCCGCCAUCACCAGCACCGCCUGCGCAGGAGGGGAAGAAGGACACCCAGGGUCCAGAGCCACCCGUGGAGCUGCCGCCUGCUGAGGACUGGGAGGCUGAGUACUAGGACCCUGAGGAUCCCGCACCCCGGAUUCCGGAGGGCGCCUUGGAGGUCACCAGGAGAGUUUUCUUGGAGCCCAGGGUGACCCCAGCCCUGCCAGAGAUACCCAGGGAACAUCGCACUCCCAUCCCUCUUCCCUGAAAACCACAGCCUCAGAAGGGGCUCCUGCGAGUCAGCUGGUGACACUGGGACCUGACAUCGGAUCCCAAGUCAGGGAAGCAAACCUGAAUCUCAUGCCCAAACCCAAGCCCCUUCCCGGGGAUCUCUAGCCCCCUUCCUAAGCCCAAAGCCAUUUCCGCCAGCCCCACCCCACGGCCCCAGCCAUUCAUCCCCCUUCCUGCUCCCAUCUCUGCCCUGACCCACCCUCGUAGCCUCAUUCCCAGCUCCCUCAUCCCCUUUUUCCUAAAGGCCAGCCCGACCCUCAUCCUUCAUUUCACUGAAGCUCCAGCCCCCAGUGCAGCCGUGUCCUCGAGCCCAGCCAGCCUGGCCUCAUCCUCAACCCCCUUCCUGUCCUAACCCCCCAGGUGACAUGCCCUGUGACCCCACUUGCAGAAAACCCUGUUUUCCCAACAUAGCCAGGCACCUGCGGCCCCCACCCCAUUUCCUGCCCUUGGGGGAGGGGGACCGGCUUGCACAAUAAAUGGCUGAGUGUCCCUA
This is a messenger RNA of Cervus elaphus (red deer), 1608 nucleotides long. RefSeq names its product chromosome 4 C19orf84 homolog (gene C4H19orf84). Lineage: Eukaryota; Metazoa; Chordata; Mammalia; Artiodactyla; Cervidae. The record is from RefSeq and is a predicted model, not a curated record. The transcript has 2 exons. Bases 415 to 957 code for a protein of 180 amino acids.